Molecule: messenger RNA, 366 nt
Organism: Triplophysa rosa
Lineage: Eukaryota; Metazoa; Chordata; Actinopteri; Cypriniformes; Nemacheilidae
Gene: crygn1
Product: crystallin, gamma N1
Exons: 3
Coding region: 1-366 (121 amino acids)
Biological process (GO): lens development in camera-type eye; visual perception
Molecular function (GO): structural constituent of eye lens
Source: RefSeq, a predicted model, not a curated record
AUGCUGGAGAAAGGAGAGUAUCCCGACUUCCAACGCUGGAACGCCCACAAUGAUCACAUGGGCUCCUGCAAGCCAAUCAAAAUGCAUGGGCAGCACUACAGGAUGGAGCUCUUUGAAAGUCAAAACUUCACCGGUCAGUGUGUUGAACUGUGUGAAGACUGUCCUUUCCUCCAGAGCACUGGAUUCAGCAAGAACAGCCUUAACGCCAUUAAAGUCUAUGGAGAUGGAGCAUGGGUCAUGUAUGAGGAGCCAAACUACCGCGGACGCAUGUACAUUGUGGAGAGAGGAAACUACGGCUCUUUUAUGGACUGGCAAGCUGAAAAUCCCAACAUUCAGUCUAUUUGCCGUGUGAUCAACUCUUCCUAA